AUGAUCAUUACAACAUGGAUGGUGUACAUCUUUGCACGGAAAAGUGUAGGGCUGCCCUUCCCACCAAAGAUGAACUCGGACAUUGAAGUUGUAGAGAGUGAAGCCGUAUCUGUAGUACAGCACUGGUUGAAUAAAACAGAGGAAGAGGCUUCCCGAAACAUAAAGGAGAAGAUGUCCACCAAUGCCUCUCCCACUCAUGGCCAAGACAUACAUGUGACUAGAGAUGUGGUGAAGCACCAUCUCUCAAAGUCUGAUAUGUCAGAAAACUCGAAUCAGGUCCUGGAGGAAAGAACAAGAAUCCAGUUCAUAAGAUGGAGCCACACCCGUAUCUUCCAAGUACCAAGUGAUAUGAUAGAUGAUGUCAUGCAGGACCGAAUAGAGCAGGUCAGACGAAGCAUAUCCCAGCUCAGGUGUGACUCAGAUCAGGACCCAAACUUCAGAUGUUCCUGCUAAGAAUGCUAAGGUUGAAGGCUUCCAGGGUCCAGCCUGUGUCCAAA
This is a messenger RNA of Nannospalax galili (Upper Galilee mountains blind mole rat), 497 nucleotides long. RefSeq names its product spermatogenesis associated 19 (gene Spata19). Lineage: Eukaryota; Metazoa; Chordata; Mammalia; Rodentia; Spalacidae. Bases 1 to 453 code for a protein of 150 amino acids. The record is from RefSeq and is a predicted model, not a curated record. The transcript is spliced from 7 exons.